Rhinolophus ferrumequinum (greater horseshoe bat) is the source of this 2614-nucleotide messenger RNA. RefSeq names its product fatty acid 2-hydroxylase (gene FA2H). The transcript is spliced from 7 exons. Gene Ontology annotation, biological process: fatty acid metabolic process; lipid biosynthetic process. Gene Ontology annotation, molecular function: iron ion binding; fatty acid 2-hydroxylase activity. The record is from RefSeq and is a predicted model, not a curated record. Bases 109 to 1227 code for a protein of 372 amino acids. Lineage: Eukaryota; Metazoa; Chordata; Mammalia; Chiroptera; Rhinolophidae. Gene Ontology annotation, cellular component: endoplasmic reticulum; membrane.
GUGGCGGCCCGCCGGUCUAGGCAGCCGCGGCUCAGGGGAUGUUAGAGGCGCGCUGGGCGGUUGCGGAGCAGACGUCGCGCUUCGAGUUGCGAGCUCCGGUCUUCUGCCAUGGCCCCCGCUCCGCCCCCGGACACCUCCUUCUCACUCGCCGAGGUCCAGCAACGUCUUGCUGCCGGCUUCUGCUGGGUCCGCUGCGGGGCCCGCCUCUACGACCUCACCGGCUUCUUGCGGCAGCACCCGGGGGGCGAGCAGCUGCUGCGGGCACGGGCUGGCCAAGAUGUUAGCGCCGACCUGGACGGGCCGCCGCACCGGCACUCGGCCAACGCGCGUCUCUGGCUUGAGCAGUAUUACGUGGGCGAGCUGCAAGGAGACCCUCAGAGCUCCACGGAGAAUGAGGCUGCAGGCUCUGCAAACACUCAGAAGACAGACUCAGCCAUGGAACCAAAACUCAAAGUCGUGGAUUGGGACAAGGACCUGGUAGACUGGCAGAAGCCCCUACUGUGGCAGGUAGGCCACUUGGGAGAGAAGUAUGAUGAGUGGGUCCACCAGCCAGUGACCAGGCCCAUCCGCCUCUUCAACUCAAACUUCAUCGAGUCCCUCACCAAGACUGUCUGGUACAGUGUCCCCGUCAUCUGGAUCCCCCUGGUGCUGUACCUCAGUUGGUCCUACUACCGAACCCUUGCCCAGGGCAACGUCCGACUCUUCACAUCCUUCACCACAGAGUACUCAGUAGCGAUGCCUGAGUCCGUGUUCCCGGGCCUCUUUGUGCUGGGGAUGCUCUUCUGGAGCCUAAUAGAGUACCUCAUCCACCGCUUCCUAUUCCAUAUGAAGCCCCCCAGCAAAAGCUAUUACCUCAUCACGCUGCACUUCAUCAUGCACGGCCAGCACCACAAGGCACCCUUUGAUGAGUCCCGCCUGGUCUUCCCCCCUGCGCCAGCUUCUCUGGCUAUCGCCUUCUUCUACUCAAUCUCACAGCUCCUCCUGCCCGAGGCGGUGGGGGGCACCGUGUUCGCUGGGGGCCUCCUGGGCUACGUCCUCUAUGACAUGACCCAUUACUACUUGCAUUUCGGCUCGCCGCACAAGGGCUCCUACCUGUACAACAUGAAGGCCCACCACGUCAAGCAUCACUUUGCACAUCAGAAGUCAGGAUUUGGCAUCAGCACUAAAUUUUGGGAUUACUUUUUCCACACCCUUAUGCCGGAAGAACCCCACCCGAAGAUGCAGUGACAACUCCCCCCCUGUUGUGGCCCCUGUCCUGUCCCCGCCCCAUCCAGAUACUGAAAAGACCGUUUGCUUGGCCAGGCAGAAUGGGCUUUGUCUGGCCCUCGGGCUUGGUGGAGGGUGCUGGGGAGCCCCUGAAGACCAGCCAGCCUCCUGUCCCACCACAGAAGGGUCAUGUCCACUUGGUGGCCAAAUGGCCGUCGAGGACUAGCUCUUUCCUGCAGCAUUCCGGCCUCUCCACCAGCACCCCUGCCCGAGCCUUAGCCCGCAGGACUGCUUUCGGGCCUGAGCAACAGUGUCAGCCCCAAGGGGAAUGAAGGCAACGGACCCCUGUGACUGACCCCCUGACAGGCCUGUGUCCCACUUGUGUCUUAGCGCCUUGUGCUCCCUGGGAGCCGCCCCCACUGUGGAGCUGCCAGUGUUCACACAGAGUGGGGUCUGCAGGGCCUCUGGCCCUAGUCUUCCCCACUUGCCCUUCCUGGGGACGAUGCUGCUUUCCGGAGGAGUAGAGAACUCUGAGGUGGAUGAAGGGCUCUCACAAGAAGAGAUAGCAUGAUGCCUCCCCCAGGCCACCCCAGAUCCCAGGCAGUGCCUUUGUCCAAACUAAUGCCAGCUGUACCACCAGAUGCCUCAGGCUGAGACACAUGCAGCACCCACAUGCCAGGCCCUCACCUGCCUGUGUAGACGGGCCGAGGGUAGCUGGCAUGGGCCUCAAGGCUGGCAGAAGCCCAGGCCCCUUUCUUUAGGAACCAUCAGCUGCUCUAGCCAUCUCUUCCUGCCUCCAGAAUCAAAGAGCAUUUCUCCAAUCGAAGCUAAAGAGGCCUCUCCAUGGGUGGGAGCCCCGCCCCAUCCUCAGCCAAUCUUGAUCUCCACAUGGCACGGGGCCCCUGCCCCCCCACUCAGGACCCUUCCAGUUAGUGCCUCCUGAAGCCAAGAAGGAGCCUUUAUGUGGUGCCUUAGCUCCCUCCCCCUUUGCUCCCCUGCUCCCCCCGCCCCCCCCCAGCAGAUGAGGCUCCAGCCCCUUCAUCCUCAUAACCAAAACCCUCACUGCUCAUCAGAGGGUCUUAUUUAUAAACGAUCUAAAUGUCCUUAGUCUGGCCCCAGACCGAGUAGCUGUUCAGAUUGCCCUUUCUAAUCCUAUGUGUCGAGCUUAUGUAAAAAUUUUUCCUGUUUUUGUUCCCUUCUUACCCACAAACCGUUACUACUUGAAACUUUAAAAAAAAACUCAAGCAUAAAGGCUAAUGAGAAGCAGUUUGACCGAUCCUGUGAUUUGUACUGUUUACUGUGGAGUUAUUUAAAGAUUUUGAAAUAAAUAUAGAAACUACAGUUGUGAAAUAAAGGUGUAAAUAAAUUGUAUAUUUUGAAAAAUAAAAACAUUGAAAAAAGAAACCAA